Messenger RNA from Pan troglodytes (chimpanzee), 1602 nucleotides. RefSeq names its product RNA polymerase III subunit GL (gene POLR3GL). The record is from RefSeq and is a predicted model, not a curated record. Lineage: Eukaryota; Metazoa; Chordata; Mammalia; Primates; Hominidae. The coding region runs from base 545 to 1201 and encodes 218 amino acids. Gene Ontology annotation, cellular component: RNA polymerase III complex. The transcript is spliced from 10 exons. Gene Ontology annotation, biological process: transcription by RNA polymerase III.
GAAGGGGGCGGAAUCUCUAAUCCACCCAAGACCCGGUUCCUCGAUUCCCAUCGUUACGACCGAGGAGAAAAGAGAGUAAAUUUUCCUAUUAUAGCCUUCUCUCGCACCUUCCCCGCUUCCCACCAGCCGUCUCCACUGUCCUCACCGUCCCCAUCCUCAUCCAUGGCGAAAUCUUCGCCCCCAGCCUCGUGAAGAUCUAGCACGUCCGCCAUCUCGCCUUCGAUCGAGAUCUCGUCUGUGCCGCUCAGACACUAGGUACCUCGGGAAACUGUCGCAGAGGGGAAAGGUCGCCAGUCAAGCUGACCAAUCAAAGCUUGCUGGCCUGCUCUAUAGUGCUGUUGCUUAAAAAGUCAUCUGUGAAGAAAACCAGAGGGAGAAAUUUCACCUGCCAAAGUGGAUAAAGAGUGGCUCAGAAAUCAAAGAUGGGGAAAUAGAGGCCAGAAGUAGAAGAAAAUAGAAGAAACACACUUGGUGAAAUGAAAAUUAGACCCUGAAUAAAAACUGUUUAUUCACUGGAUCUCUGAAUACCCAGGCCCCCUCCACCAUGGCCAGCCGGGGUGGGGGCCGGGGUCGUGGCCGGGGCCAGUUGACCUUCAACGUGGAGGCCGUGGGCAUUGGGAAAGGGGAUGCUUUGCCCCCACCCACCCUGCAGCCUUCUCCACUCUUCCCUCCCUUGGAGUUCCACCCAGUACCUUUGCCCUCAGGAGAGGAAGGGGAAUAUGUCCUGGCACUGAAGCAAGAGCUACGAGGAGCCAUGAGGCAGCUCCCCUACUUCAUCCGGCCAGCUGUCCCCAAGAGAGAUGUGGAGCGUUAUUCAGACAAAUAUCAGAUGUCAGGUCCGAUUGACAAUGCCAUCGAUUGGAACCCUGAUUGGCGGCGUCUACCCCGGGAGCUAAAGAUCCGAGUGCGGAAGCUACAGAAGGAACGGAUUACAAUUCUGCUCCCCAAGAGGCCCCCUAAGACCACAGAAGAUAAGGAGGAAACAAUACAGAAACUAGAGACCCUGGAGAAGAAGGAAGAAGAAGUAACUUCAGAGGAGGAUGAGGAGAAAGAAGAAGAAGAAGAGAAGGAAGAGGAGGAAGAAGAAGAGUAUGAUGAAGAAGAACACGAAGAGGAAACUGAUUACAUCAUGUCAUAUUUUGACAAUGGAGAGGACUUUGGUGGUGACAGUGAUGACAAUAUGGACGAGGCUAUAUACUGAAGAAGGACUCUGGACCCUCGUGUCUUUCUUUAGGAUACAGAGAGUAACUGUACCUAUUAUUUGUUUCUUCAGACAAGCAAAUCAUUUGGUCAGAGUUCAUAUAAUCUGUCUGUUCCCUGGAGAUGGGAAUAGAGGAUGAUGACAGUUUAUUUUCUACACUUCCCCUCCUUCCACAUUUGUAUCACCUUUGCUAUCUUGGGGAAAGUGCAAAGGACAAACAUCUCAAUUGUAUGAAGGGAGAAAGGAGAAUUGAAAGAAGAACUGGGGUUGUUAGAGCUGAGAUGACUGUGCACAUACCCCUGCCCAAUUUAUAUAGCUCUUUGUGGAGAUAAUUAGGGGUGGGAGCAGUUUGAAGGAGUAAGCCUGGUUUUAUACUUUUAAAUAAAGUGUUUUUAUCUGUC